AUGUCCACCCGAUUCUUCCGUCCUAUUCAACGCAUCGCGAGAUCUUCAGUCCCAUCUACCUACAGAAACUUCCACGCUUCUUCGCCCAACAUGGUUGUCCACAACGUUCACAACAAGGCCGAGUUCGACGCUGCCCUGAAGGAGCACGACUUCGUCAUCGUCGAUGCCUUCGCCACCUGGUGUGGUCCCUGCAAGGCCAUCGCCCCCAUCCUUGCCGGCCUCUCCAACGAGGAGAAGAACAGCAAGCUCCACUUUAUCAAGAUUGAUGUCGAUGAGGUCCCCGACGUGAGCCAGGAGCUUGGCAUCCGCGCCAUGCCCACCUUCCUCCUCUUCCAAAAGGGCGAGAAGGCCCAGGAGAUUGUCGGCGCCAACCCCCCCGCUCUCAAGCAGGCCAUCGAGAAGUUCGCUGAGGCUGCCAACGCUGCAUAA
Molecule: messenger RNA, 429 nt
Organism: Colletotrichum graminicola M1.001
Lineage: Eukaryota; Fungi; Ascomycota; Sordariomycetes; Glomerellales; Glomerellaceae
Product: thioredoxin
Exons: 3
Coding region: 1-429 (142 amino acids)
Molecular function (GO): protein-disulfide reductase activity
Source: RefSeq, a predicted model, not a curated record